Desarmillaria tabescens is the source of this 537-nucleotide messenger RNA. RefSeq lists its product as uncharacterized. The record is from RefSeq and is a predicted model, not a curated record. Lineage: Eukaryota; Fungi; Basidiomycota; Agaricomycetes; Agaricales; Physalacriaceae. The coding region runs from base 1 to 537 and encodes 178 amino acids. The transcript has 2 exons.
AUGCUCGUUACAGGAUCACAUAUCAGAUUUGACGAGAUGGAUGUACCACCAACAAAGCCAUUCCGUUAUGCAUCAAAUAUUCAGAAGCUCAUUAGCAGCUGGGAUGAUGCUAGCUCAGAGUGGGGCCCACCUGAUGAUCAUCCAAUACACAUCCAAGGCCAUCCAAUUCCUAUCAAGCACUGGAAAGUCCUCUACAAGAAUAACAAGGCCGCUGGCAUGGAGUGGCACAGACUCAAGAAUAGUUGGAACAACUGGCAUUAUUUUAUGGAACGAUACCAGUCUUUGACGCAAGAUGCAUUCUGGGAAAAAUAUACUGAUCCACAAGGCCAGAGGAUGUCAUAUACUCGUAUCAUAAACUCUCUUCGGAACGAGCGGAAAGACAACAAUGCCCAGUUAGUGAAGGAGGCCAAGGGAAAAUACGGUGAUGAUCAGUUUUCCAAAGAGUUUGCCUAUCAGAAGGGAAAGAAGAAGCGGAUCACCAUGAGACGAGAAUCAGAUAUUGCACAGAUGUAUUGUCAAAGGCGGGUCUUCGGGUGA